Marasmius oreades (fairy-ring Marasmius) is the source of this 1652-nucleotide messenger RNA. RefSeq lists its product as uncharacterized. The transcript is spliced from 8 exons. Lineage: Eukaryota; Fungi; Basidiomycota; Agaricomycetes; Agaricales; Marasmiaceae. The record is from RefSeq and is a predicted model, not a curated record. The coding region runs from base 216 to 1526 and encodes 436 amino acids. Gene Ontology annotation, molecular function: protein binding.
CAGGAUCUCAACUGACACCGAUAUCUCAAGAUCUCAAGUUUCAGGAAAUUCGUUCCAGCGAUAGUCGGAAUCUGGAGAAUGCCUCAGGCCUAGGCAGACUCGCUUAAUGCGCCUCAGGUGAGUUCAGAGAUCGAAGAAGAAGCAGAACGUGGGAAGCUGCUCUUCCACAACCAAAGUGACGAAAGUUCAUAUCGACAUGAACGGUUCUACAGGACAUGUCCAGGCAAUCAGGGGGAACGCAACAAAAUUUUCGGUGUUGCACUUUGACCAUGGCCACGUCUGAACCACAAAAACUCCCUUUCGACGCUGUUCUGUCUAUUCUGGACCGCAUCACUGACAAGAACUCCCUUUACGAAUGCGCUCGCACCUGUCGCUCUUUUCACGAAGCGGUCAUACCCAAUCUUUACAAAUCCAUCAGUGUGGUGGUGGCACGGUACCACAAAUCACUUCCUCAACUAGGACCAUUCAAGGCGAUAGAGACGCAUCCGUACCUCAGACAGUAUGUCAAAUCUGUUGAAAUAUCUCUUGGGCUAUACGACUACAACAUGCAUCGAGACCGUUUGGUACCUCUUUGGAAAGCUUUGUCACAUCUUUCGAAUAUCACUUCGUUCACCCUCAAACACCCGGAAGACACGUAUUUCCAUCUUCCUGGAAUCCUGACAGCAUCGAUUGUAUCUGCCCUCGCUGGUUGUGAGAAGCUGGAGAGACUCACGGUAUUAUCGGCGAUCAGUGCUAUCAGUAUUGAGCGGUUCAGUAGCUUGAAAACCGUCAAGGCAGUGAGAUUCGGACACCUUCUUUCGAGUCAAACCUUGAAUGCUUUAGGAAAAUGGUUCAGACAAGCGGAAGGAGGAUUCCAUACAUUGGGUAUCCUAAUAGCUCAUGCGGUCGGAGCGGGAGACAUAGACCAAUUGACCCCAUACGUUUCCAGUCUCCAUACUUUGCACAUAGGAAGAAAUCACGGCCUACCACCCCGAGACCUGCUGUCUCUUCUUGUGCACACACCCCGGUUGCAGUUUCUCGAUGUAACGUAUUACGGCCCUCAGCCUUUGGGACUGGUAGAAAGAGGCUCCGGAUAUCUGAAUCAACUUCAGAAUCUUGCAGUCCGGUACUAUGGAUUUUCAGACCUUUCUUCAUCCCACGACUUCCAUCACUGGAUCGAAUAUGUCGCCUCUUCAUCACCUCUGAAGUCGUUUAGCCUUAUUUCGAAUGACAGAAGGAAAUACGAACUCGCUCGCGAACUUCUCAGUAUCCUUUACACCAAAACAGAACUUGAAGUAUUGAAUAUCCCUGACGUCCUUCUGGGCCGGUCUGAAUUAGGGACGCUAUUGGGAACAUUCAAGAAAUUGAGGGUACUCUCACUCUUUCUCCCGGAUAUAAAUCUACUAGUUCGUUUUUCUCAAGUACCUCGGCCCCAUAAGAGGUCCUCCGCUCAUCCUCUUGCAGGAGUUUUAUCGUUCAUUCAGAUCAAGCGACCUGCAGCUUACAUCAAUUACCGCGAUAUACCUGCGUCCCCCAAGAAUUGUUGACUUCCCCUAUCCUUCUCUCACCGGUGUGAUGAAGCAGACGAUGAGAGCGUUGAGAGGGAAUCCCGGUUAUGUACAUAUUUGGGAGGGCGAGGCACUGCAGGCUUUGUGGACGGCAACGGGCCCCAC